CUCAUCAUCCUCCUCCUCCUCCUCCUCCUCCUCUUCUUCCUCCUCUUCCUCCCUCCUUCCUCCUCCUCCUGGCCGGUGGCCGUGGCGGUUCGUCAUGUCUUCGGAUUCCGGAAAUUACAGUCAGUCCGGGAGCCAGCAGCAAAGCUACCCCUCCUACGGUAACCAGAGCAGUCAAAGCUACGGACAGACGUCCCAGGGUUAUUCCGGCUACGGGCAAUCGUCCGACUCCUCUUACGGACAGAACUACAGCGGCUACUCCAGUUACGGACAAGGCCAAUCAGGUUACUGCCAGUCCUACGGCGGUUAUGAAAACCCAAAGCAGAGCUCCUACGGCCAGCAGCAGUGUCACAGCAACCAGGGGCAGCACAGCACAGAGUCGUCAGGAGGCCAAGGUGGACGGGCCUCUUCCUACGGCCAGUCAGAGUACGGUCCCCAGGACUCUUACGAGCAGCAGUCCGGCUAUGACCAGCACCAAGGCUCCUACGACCAGCAGUCCGGUUACGAUCAGCAGCAGGACUCGUAUAAUCAAAACCAACAGUCGUAUUCCUCUCAGAGGGAUGGGUACAGCCAUCACCAGCAAGAUGACCGUCGCGACGUGAAUAGGUAUGGAGAAGAUAAUAGAGGCUUUGGCGGGUCUCAGGGAGGAGGUAGAGGGCGUGGGGGAUAUGACAAGGAUGGAAGAGGUCCCAUGGCAGGUUCCAGUGGUGGUGACCGCGGUGGCUUCAAAAAUUUUGGUGGGCACCGGGAUUACGGACCAAAAGCAGAUGCCGACUCAGAGUCGGACAACUCCGACAACAACACCAUCUUCGUGCAAGGUCUGGGCGAUGAUGUGUCCACCGAUCAAGUGGGCGACUUCUUCAAGCAGAUUGGCAUCAUCAAGACAAACAAGAAGACGGGCAAACUGAUGAUCAACCUCUACACUGACAAGGACACCGGCAAACCCAAAGGGGAGGCGACGGUCUCUUUCGACGACCCUCCUUCCGCCAAGGCGGCGAUCGACUGGUUCGACGGGAAACAGUUUAAUGGCAACGUCAUCAAAGUGUCCUUCGCCACCCGGCGGCCCGAAUUCAUGAGAGGUGGCGGGAGCGGAGGAGGGGGCCGGAGAGGCUCACGGGGAGGCUACCGAGGCCGAGGAGGCUACCAGGGGAGAGGCGGGGACCCCAAAAACGGCGACUGGGUUUGUCCAAAUCCGUCCUGUGGGAACAUGAACUUCGCUCGGCGGAAUUCCUGCAACCAGUGCAACGAACCCCGGCCGGAGGACUCCCGGCCCCCAGGAGGAGACUUCCGGGGAAGAGGCUACGGUGGGGAGAGGGGGUACCGAGGCCGCGGAGGCCGAGGCGGCGGGUACGGCGGAGACCGCGGCGGGUACGGCGGAGACCGCGGCGGCGGCGGCGGCGGCGGCGGGUACGGCGGAGACCGAUCCGGAGGGUACGGGGGCGACCGAGGCGGAGGCUACGGCGGAGACCGGAACAGCGGCUACGGCGGAGACCGAGGGGGCGGCUACGGCGGAGACCGGAACAGCGGCUACGGGGGAGAUCGGAACAGCGGCUACGGCGGAGACAGGAACAGCGGCUACGGGGGAGACCGAGGCGGCGGCUACGGCGGAGACCGAGGCGGCGGCUACGGCGGAGACCGAGGGGGCGGCUACGGCGGCAAAAUGGGAGGACGGAACGACUACAGAAACGAUCAACGCAACCGGCCUUAUUGAAGCCCACUGUGAACGCCCCUCAGACUGUGACCUUCCCGACAGUGAAAUCACCAGAGUUUCCGCCUGCUGCUUUCCUCGCGGCCUCCUCGGGUAGUGGGAUUUACGUGACCUUCGGAUUUUCAUUUUGGUGGGCGGGAAGGGGCGGUUCUUUUCUUUUAGCAGCAUCCACUGAGAUUUCCCCCUUUUAAAUUUCCAUCCGUCUCCCUCCUCCUCCUCCCCCACGGCCCCCUUCUCCCCUCCCCGCCUCCCCCGAGAAGCCGAGUGCGUUGUAAAAUAUUGCCAAAAUGGAAAGUGUUUUGUAAUACUGCAAUAAAGGCUGCCUGUUUUAUUUGUGGAA
Molecule: messenger RNA, 2045 nt
Organism: Tachyglossus aculeatus (Australian echidna)
Lineage: Eukaryota; Metazoa; Chordata; Mammalia; Monotremata; Tachyglossidae
Gene: TAF15
Product: TATA-box binding protein associated factor 15
Exons: 16
Coding region: 95-1708 (537 amino acids)
Biological process (GO): regulation of DNA-templated transcription
Cellular component (GO): nucleus
Molecular function (GO): transcription coregulator activity; RNA binding
Source: RefSeq, a predicted model, not a curated record